Molecule: messenger RNA, 3189 nt
Organism: Trichoderma reesei QM6a
Lineage: Eukaryota; Fungi; Ascomycota; Sordariomycetes; Hypocreales; Hypocreaceae
Exons: 1
Coding region: 1-3189 (1062 amino acids)
Biological process (GO): RNA processing
Molecular function (GO): protein binding; RNA binding
Source: RefSeq, a predicted model, not a curated record
AUGGCUAAUCCUGUAGGCGAAGACAGCUGGGUGGCCUACCUUGAUGAAACCACCCGCAACGCCUCCGAUCUCGAGCAGCGCGUCAAUGCCGUCGAACUCUUCAAGCGCGCCGCCGGCGCCGAGCCUGGCAGCCUGCGAAUAUGGCUGGCCUACUGCAACUAUUUCUGGUCCCUCUGGGCGGACAGCCAGUCCGAUGCCGCCGGAUGGUCCGAGGAGGAGCAGAUGAUGGGCCGCGAGCUGUUUCCCUUUGGCUCCGCAUUGGACCUCUGGCAGCAGGGCUACGAAGCCAUCAAGUACCGCAUCAGCGACAGCCAUGUUCUCUGGAACCGCUGGAUAUCGCUCGAGAUGGAGCUGCUGGAGAAGACCAAGACUGCAGAGGGUGUUAAGCGCAUCACCCACCUGUUCCGCGAUCGGCUCGUCACGCCCCAUCUCACCUGGGACGACACGUCGCAAAUGUUCUCGAGCUUCCUGUCGGAAUACAAUCGCGCCGCGUGGGAGGAGUUGAUGAAGGACAUCACCGCGCUGUCCCAGGAAGCAAAGCGCCUCAUGGCGGAGCGAGAUCCCUUUGAGCUCAGGCUGCAACAGGCAGUUCGGGCAGAUGAUGUAGAGGCCCAAAAGACCGUCAUGGCAGAAUAUCUCGAGUGGGAAACAUCACAUGCCCGCGGCGGCCAGCCCAUGGCUGACAUCAAUUUCAAUCUCUGCUGUGGACUCUAUGCCAGAGCCUUGACCGGCGUAUUCGCAUCCGACGAGUCCGUUUGGCACCAGCACAUAGUCUUCCUUUCGUCCUCAUACGCCGACACCAAAGCCCCUGAGUAUCUACUCAAUGCCCUCCGCAGGGCGGUUCAACAUUGCCCCUGGUCGGGUCGCUUAUGGAAUAGGUUAAUUCUAUGCGCGGAAGAGGCGAAAUUGGACUUUUCUGAAGUGGAGUCAAUCAAACACGCCGCGACGAGCGAAGACCAGCUGUACAAGCACGGCAUGGAGAGCAUGAUUGAGAUGUAUGUGGCGUGGUGUGGGUUCCUCAAGCGCACCGCCAUGGACGCGAACGCGGGAGACGAGGCUGUCGACGUGGCUGAUGUAGGGCUGAGCGCGGCUCUCGAGGACGUCGAGGUCGUCGGCAAGAGGCUCUACGGCAAAGACUUUCAGGGCGACCCCAAGUUUCGACUGGAACGCAUCUACAUCCAGUACCUGACGGAGAAGAAGGGGGCAAUCGACGAGGCGAGGAUGCAGUGGAACAAGCUCGCCAAGGCUCAAAUUCACGCAGACAGCCACGACUUCUGGUUCCGCUACUAUAUGUGGGAGAUGCUCAUCUUCUCUUCCACCAACACGGGCAACAGCCCCGCGCCCUCCUCUGGCGGCGCCAGCUUUCGUAUCCCCACGCUCGCCACCGCAGUCCUCCAGCGCGCUGUCAACCGGCGGACCAUUGACUGGCCCGAGAAGGUGCUGGAGGUGUAUAUGCAGCAUUGCAACGACUACGAACUAUCGCACUCUGUGCGGAGAGCGGCAGAUGUUGUGCACAAGGCCGAGACGGCCAUUGCGAAGCGACGUGCUCGAGAGCAGGAGGAAAAGGCCGCCGCAUAUGCUGCCUUCUAUGGCGCGCAGACGGAGGGCCGUGACGAGCCCAUGUCAGGGGAGGCGUCGCCUGGCCAGCCUAAGAGGAAACGAGACGACCCAGCAGACACCCAGGAGCCCGUCAAUACCAGCAACAAGCGCCAAAAGAACGAUCACGAAGCGCGCGAAGCUUCAUCGAGUCAACGGAGAGACAGAGAAAACACGUCUGUGCUCGUCACAAACCUGCCCGCCGAGAUCACCCAGACCAAACUGCGCCAGUACUUCAAGGAGUAUGGUCACAUAAAUAACAUCACAGCGCUUGUCCGGGAAGAAGAUGGUCAAUCGUCGACGGCCUUGAUUGAGUUCAGCACCCCAGAAGAGGCCCAGUCCGCACUCCUCAGGGACGGCAAGUUCUUUGGGCAGUCUCAAAUCAAUGUGCGAUCUGCGCAUGACUUGACCAUCUAUGUCACCAACUAUCCCCCUGCGGCAGAUGAAAAGUACAUGCGUCGGCUGUUUCAGGAUUGCGGAGAGAUCUUGAGCGUUCGAUGGCCGAGUCUCAAGGUAAAUUCGCACCGCCGGUUCUGCUACAUCUCUUUCCGCGAUGGCGAUGCGUCUGCCAAGGCAGUGGCCAGGGACGGCACUCUUCUCGAGGGCAGAUACAAGCUCAUGGUCAAGUACUCAGACCCCAGUCGCAAGAAGAAUCGCGAGGGUGCUGUUGCCGAGGGCCGCGAAGUCCAUGUUUCGGGUCUAAACCCCUCAACGAGUGAAGACGAGCUCCGCGACGUUUUCUCCAAAUAUGGCACAAUACAGAGAGUCAACAUCCCCCGAAGCAUCAAUGGCAGGGGCCGGGGAUUCGCCUUUGUUGUCUUUGGAACCAAGGAUGAAGCUGAAAAGGCUACGUCAGAACUGAACAAGGCCAAGUUCCAGAACCAAAUCAUUGAGGUCGAGGUCUCGAAGCCUUCCAUCGUGAAACCCACGGCUCAGAUCAUAGCACACGAUCGCGCGUCUCCGGCACAGCAAGCGCCCGAGGACGCCGACGGCGACAAGGCGUCAAAGCCCUCGGCUGCCGAGAUCGCCGCGCGCACCAUUGCCCUCAUGGGUCUGCCCGACACCGUCAACGAUGCCCGAGUGCGGGCGCUUGUCGAGCCCUUUGGCCCCAUCGUCAAGCUCGUCCUGCAGCCCGGGCAUGGCGGCGCAAAGAUUGAGUUUGCAGACUCCUCGGCGGCGGGCAGGGCAAGCCUACAGCUAGACAACCUCGAGUUUGAAGGCCACAAGUUGCACAUUGGGUCCGUCGAUGAUCUCCGUCACGCAAAAGCCGAGAGAGUCCAAGACCGCAUUGUCCCGCGCAGCCAGGAUCCGACGACACAGGACAAGGACAAGCCACCGAGCAACACACUCAAAGGCUUCACGCCCACGUCGGUCAAUGUGAGGCGGCCGACGCUGGGAAGACCGGGUCCAAAGCGCGGACUGGGCUUUGUUGCCCCGAAGGCGUCAUCUGCGUCGAAUGCCAAGGCUGGAGAAGAAAAGGGGCGAGAAGACGGAAAGCCAGCUCCCAAGAGCAAUGCAGAUUUCAAAGAGAUGUUUUUGAGAGGCUCAAAACCGGAGGAUAAACCGGAGGAUAACAACUCAAGGACUGACUAA